AUGCACAUGCACAUUGAGUACUUGAAUGGUAAAAUGCACAGAGCCAGCAGAAAAGAAGGAAUUCCUCAACCAGAGGCAGACACCCCCAGGGUGAAGGGGAAGACAGGAAAGGCAGGCAUUGCAAUGGACCUAAAUUGCGACAGAUGGAUUAAAACAACCUCGCAGCGAACACAGAUUAUAUACCGGGCAGAUGCAUCUAUUAUUGUGUACCAUAUGGCGCUGCCGAACACUGCGCGAGUUGUGGAAUCAGGCACAGGGACCCUUGGCCUAACAUACGCUCUCAGCAACUACUUCCUGGACGGGCACGUAGAUACUGUAGAGUGCAACGAUGAAAGAUUUGCAGCUGCGCAGAAGGAUGUGCGACUUGCAGGAAUGUCUAACGUAACAGUGCACCACAGCAAAGUGCUAGAGUAUCUUAUGUGCGUGGUGGAGAGGGCAGAAAAAGUAGAUGGCAUAUUCCUGGAUGUCCCAGAACCAGAGGAAGUUAUUGAAGUGGCAGCAGCUGCUUUGCAUCCAGGGGGAAAAAUUGCAUGCUUUGUGCCGUGCAUAGAGCAAGUUCAGAGAGUCCUUGAGAAGCAGAGCCUCUUGUCUGGCCUGCACGUAGAAAGGCUCUUUGAGAAUGUUGAAAUACAGCACAAGCCAAUAAUGAUCCAAACACACCCAUCAAAAGAGUACGGCACAGUGCCAGAUGACAAAAUUCGGUCACACACAGGAUACAUUCUCAUACUAAAGCUUGCGCAGUGA
Nematocida ausubeli is the source of this 744-nucleotide messenger RNA. RefSeq lists its product as uncharacterized. The transcript has a single exon. The coding region runs from base 1 to 744 and encodes 247 amino acids. Gene Ontology annotation, cellular component: tRNA (m1A) methyltransferase complex; nucleus. The record is from RefSeq and is a predicted model, not a curated record. Gene Ontology annotation, biological process: tRNA methylation. Lineage: Eukaryota; Fungi; Microsporidia.